Cheilinus undulatus (humphead wrasse) is the source of this 1923-nucleotide messenger RNA. It is a transcript of the gene chic1, whose product is annotated as cysteine-rich hydrophobic domain 1. The record is from RefSeq and is a predicted model, not a curated record. The transcript has 6 exons. Bases 49 to 573 code for a protein of 174 amino acids. NCBI's taxonomy places the organism in Eukaryota, Metazoa, Chordata, Actinopteri, Labriformes, Labridae.
ACUCGCGCUCGCGCUCAAGCGUCCGUGCGCAGCCUCGUAGGAAACGUCAUGAGCGUCUUACUACCCAACAUGGCGGACUUUGAUACCAUUUAUGAGUUGGAAGACGAAGAGGAUGAGCACGUAGUAAGCGAGGAACACUUGCCUAGAUACUGUCCGGAGCCCGUGGUCAUGCGAGGGGCCGGCCACAUCACAGUGUUUGGACUGAGCAACAGAUUUGACACAGAAUUCCCCUCUGUUCUCACGGGAAAGGUAGCGCCAGAGGAAUUCAAAACCAGCAUCAGCAGGGUGAACGCCUGCUUGAAGAAGAACUUGCCGGUGAAUGUGAAGUGGCUUCUCUGCGGCUGCCUGUGUUGCUGCUGUACAGUAGGCUGCAGUCUAUGGCCCGUUAUCUGCCUCAACAAGAGAACGAGACGGUCCAUUCACAAGUUGUUAGAGUGGGAAAAUAACCGAUUAUACCACAAGCUCGGGCUGCACUGGAAACUCAGUAAAAGAAAAUGUGAAAGCAGUAAUAUGAUGGAAUAUGUGAUUCUUAUAGAAUUCUUACCCAAAUAUCCUAUAUUCAGACCGGACUGAGGAGCCUGUUACAGACUGGACGUGUGGCCCUUGAAUCUUCUCCUUAGUGCCUUGUAUAUAAAGUUUGUUGAAAUAAGGGUCUGCACUGGUGUCUGUCGUGGUGACCCCUCCGUACAUCUCCCAGUUUUCUUGUACAUUAGAAUUUGCAACAGUGUCACUUUGCUUUAGAGCAGAUUUUGCACAUUUUCCCGACAGAGCUCGACAUGUCUCCAUUGUUGCACUCAGACGUGUUUUUCUUUUUCUUUUUUUUGUUACAUGUGACAAAACAAGUGAAACUCUCAAAAAAGUGCAUUUACCCCAAAGAUCCAUCAAUCUGUAAUCCCAUCUGUUAUAUCAGUAAUCCCUUGCAAAGAAUGUGAUGCCUCCACCUCCCUUAAUUAAUCCUUGCCUUAUGUAUGAUUUUGUAACUCUGCGUGCAACACGAGGAGGAUGGGGCAUUGGGAAAUUCAGCAAGUGUGUACAUUUCAAUGCUGUUUGUUGGGUUUGAAUCCACUUCUUUGCAAGUCAAUGGGACAGUUGAGAUUGCCUAACGUACAGUGUACGUCCUCACCCUGUGUUUUCUUUACAUCUGACCCUCUGUACAUGGGAACUAGCUAGUAAAAGAACUUGACCUGUAAAUACCAUGUUAGGAUCAGCUGUACAGUGGUAUACCAUUGUUUACAUAAAGUUACUUAGCUCUUUAGUUUUUUGCCAAUAUAUUGCUGUACCAUAGUUUUGAUUAAUGAAAGAUGUCUAUGUACCUUUCUAGUUUAUAUGGACCUGUUUACCUUGUAAGCCAUAUAGUUAAUAUGUACACAAUGCCAGAGUCAGGACUGAUAAUUGCACUUGAGCCCAGUGAGAGUCAGGAUAAUGCAUCCUGCAGAUUCAUCCAGUGACAACAGCAGUGCAUGUUUCCAUAGGGGUUUGCCAAUAAAGAUGACAUUUAAUCACUUGUCAUCUGUUUAAACUGGAGAUGAAAUCUCUGAUGCGCAGUUGGAAGACGAGAACUGUCGUUAUCUGAUCAUUUUAUUCCAACUUUGCAUUCAUUUCUAUAGUUUUGUACCCUCCCUGUGCUGCGUUGGGUCCUGGUGUGUAAAGAAGCACAUGAAUCAACAGUACAUGGGGUAUUAUGAGCAGGUGGUUCUUUUGUUUCAGUCCACUGUUAGUAUUAUUUCUCUGAAUCUUUGUCGACAGACUGCUGCAUUGCGUUGUGUUCGAGUGCCUCUGGAGUCGUAGGUGAACCACAGAGAAGUACGGGUUGAAACCUUGUACAAAGGAGAGUUGAAAUCCUCCUCCCAGUAUUGUCCCUGUUACAAUUCUUGUAAAUGUUUGUCCUGAUCCCUAUUGGGAGAAAAUAAAUUCAUAAUUUUA